Saccostrea cuccullata (small rock oyster) is the source of this 925-nucleotide messenger RNA. RefSeq lists its product as uncharacterized. The record is from RefSeq and is a predicted model, not a curated record. NCBI's taxonomy places the organism in Eukaryota, Metazoa, Mollusca, Bivalvia, Ostreida, Ostreidae. The transcript has 9 exons. The annotation marks the transcript as partial.
AUGCGAGUCCUUCGAAUGAAAUCUUACAAACCUAGGUUCAAUGUCACGUCAACCAUUGGUAAGAUAAAAGUCCCUCACCAAUUUUUCUGCGCCUUUUUAAAAACUCCUCGACUCACAAUCUACUUUCCUGAUGCCUGUCUAUCUGAGGCACCUGAAGUACAGUGUUCUAGUCUAGCACACCGUUUUUACCCUCUGCCUUUUGAGAUAAAGGAACUCCUCGAGUCUGCUAAGACCAGGAUCUACGAAUUAAAGAUUCAAAAUAAUCGACCAUUUCAGAUGAAAGUUAAUGACAUCACAAAGAGCAAGACGAUUGUGCAGUUUGAAGACGAGUUCAUAACAGAUAAAGAUUAUCUUAUCUGUAGUUUUGACGAUAGGCAGUCGUGGUAUAGAUAUGCUCUUCGACCGAGAAAUGAAAAAUUAUCAUGCGUUCUUCCGAAACUUCCAACACACUGCUUUGUGACAGGAAGACAGGGGAAUACAAUUGUCAAAGAACAAGCCUUGUCAUAUUUCCCGGACAUAGAAAUACAUCAGAUAAGAAAAGAAAGUUGUUCAAUCUAUAUGCAGGCGGACAAAAGAAUACGUAUGUCAUUUCCACCAGACUGUGUCGAUGAUAAUUGUGAGCUCUAUUUAAUGAUGGACUUGCCCGAGAGACAGAUUUGUCCAUUUAUUCAUGUAUAUAUCACAAAGUCCACCGGUCGCCCCGUUGAAAUCAGUUUGCCAAUAGUUUAUCAAGGAUCCAAGAAUACAGAGAAUUUGAUUAUUACCAGGGAAGGAAACGGUGAAUGGAUGACCUUGAACUCUUUGUUGAAAUUAGAUGCUGCCGGAUAUACAUUUGAGACUUCCAUUAUUAAAUCAAACGUACCAACAGCAUUUGGAAUAAAAGAAGCUGUGUUGCCUUGGGUUGAAAAUGGAUCUGAUCGAUGCG